Molecule: messenger RNA, 996 nt
Organism: Aspergillus calidoustus
Lineage: Eukaryota; Fungi; Ascomycota; Eurotiomycetes; Eurotiales; Aspergillaceae
Source: the annotation of a GenBank genome assembly
AUGCUUCGUGAAGUGAAACCCAAAAAUCCGCGCACUGCGCGCAUCCUCAAAGCAAAGGAGCCUCAACUCAUUGAAGGCCCUAAGCGCGCACUGAUCCUCCACGGCUCAAAAUGCCCAGCUCCCCUGCACACCGUCCUCAAGACAAUCCACUCCCUCACAACGCCCAACUCGGUCCUCUUCCACAAGAAAAACGCCAACAUUCACCCAUUCGAGAACGUCGAGAGCAUUGAGUUCCUGGCUGACAAAAAUGACUGCGGCAUGGUUGUCUUCGGAAGCAGCAGCAAGAAGCGACCUAACUGCCUGACGCUCACCCGCAUCUUCAACACCAAGGUCUUAGACAUGUGCGAACUGCUCCUCCUGCCCAACCCCGACGACGAGAUCCCCGAAAUGAGCAGACUCUCUAUGCAGAUUGGCGUUGGGCUCCGGCCGCUUAUGCUUUUCUCCGGAAGUGCGUGGGAGGACGAGACGUCGACAACGCAUACGAUGGUUAAGAGCAUGCUUGUGGAUCUGUUCAAGGGCGAGAUCAGCGAUAAAAUCGAUGUCGAGGGAUUACAGUAUGCGCUUAUGGUUGGCGCGGAGGAGCCCCAAGCUGGGUUGGCGCCCGUUAUUCAUCUACGGUGGUACAAGAUUGUCACUAAGCGGAGCGGACACAAGCUGCCACGGGUGGAGCUUGAGGAGAUUGGUCCCAAGUUUGAUUUCAAGGUUGGACGUAUCCAAGAGGCUCCUCGGGACGUCAUGAAGGAGGCUAUGAAGCAGGGCAAGAGGCCGAAUGAGGAGAUCAAGACGAAGAAGAACAUUAGCAUGGAUCUCAUUGGUGACAAGGUCGGUCGGGUGCAUCUCAACAAGCAGGAUCUGGGUGGAUUGCAGACGAGGAAGAUGAAGGGUCUGAAGCGACGGGCGGGCGUCGAGUCUGAUGAGGAGGGAGGUGGUGCGGAUAUGAUGGAUGUGGACGAGAUUUCAGAGGACGAGGGGCCAAAGCGGGCAAGGCGGGAGUGA